AUGCUUCUUGACGGCAGCCCGGGCGUUACGGCGGUGGCCCGCGCCAAUGGCAUCAGUGGUCCAGUCGCCCACAAACUUAGCAUCUAUCUACGGCAGAAGGCUCUGAAGAUGGACGCGUUCAUUGCGGAAUUAGUGAAGGCGACCGAGUACUGCGGCGUCAAGCACGUGCAAAAGGCGCUGGUGACCACACUUGGCAUCGACGCCUUGGAAUCGAUCAAACUCGUUAGUGUUCUUGUCCCCAAGGACAACAACGAGCGCUGGGACAGGCCGGUUCCGGCCCGGUUCCGACCUAACGGGUCCAGUUAACGAGAUGGGUAACCGGUCGGUAGGAUUACCGGGCGAACCGUUAUCGGUUAACCGUCCCCAGUAAUCGGUAACCGAUGUCGGUAACCUGGCAUGAGCAAAAAUGCAUUUCUGAUUGCAACCAGUUUCUUUGUGACAAUGCCCAUUGUCACAAGGUUCAUGCCCACGUGUCACAACCCGACAAGCUUGAGGAGGUUAAGGCAAUGUGAAUGCCGGGUGACAGGGGUGACAGUCUUGUGCAGGCACAUUUGGAGACUAGUUUACACUGAGAUUGGGGUGAUGUUGGAUUAGAAUACUUGCAGUUCAUGAAAUUGAGGAAAUGUGUUGCAUAGGCAUAUCCAAACGUUUCAGAGGGACGUUGUUUCGCCCGUAACAAACUUGUUACGGGCGAAACAAACUGGAUUUCCACAGUCCCACCACUCAAAGAGCUCCCCACACCAUCGCAAAGUCCCUUUUUUAUUACAGACACAUGUAACAAGUUGUCAUAG
Molecule: messenger RNA, 791 nt
Organism: Volvox carteri f. nagariensis
Lineage: Eukaryota; Viridiplantae; Chlorophyta; Chlorophyceae; Chlamydomonadales; Volvocaceae
Exons: 2
Coding region: 1-306 (101 amino acids)
Source: RefSeq, a predicted model, not a curated record